AUGGACGCGUGGAAAUGGAGCAGUCUCCGCCAGGUGCAACCCAACUCCGUGCACCCGUCCCCCCACCGAUACGCCUGCCCCAACUUCGACCAAUACCCCAACAAUCGAAUCUCGACUACGAAAUACACCGUGUACACGUUCUUGAUCAAAAACCUCUGGGAGCAGUUCCACCGAUGGGCCAACUGGUUCUUCAUUGUUAUCAUUUUCCUGAACGCCUUCAAAAUAUUUGCCGCCUUCAACCGAUUCCUCGGCAUCAUUCCGGUGGCCUGUAUUCUCGUCGCUACCGCGAUAAAGGACAUUUUCGAAGAUCUGCGCCGCUACCGCCUUGACAAGAAGAUCAACGAGUCGACGUGUUUGGUCUGGGAUCAUGUGCAUCUACAGUUUCGCCGGAUGCAGUGGCAGCACAUUCUCGUCGGCGACUACGUGCACAUUUCGAAUAUGGAACCGUUCCCGGCCGAUAUUUUGCUGCUACGGUCUUCUGAAGCUACGGGAACUUGCUUCAUCGAAACUUCAAAUUUGGACGGGGAGACGUCGCUGAAGCAGAAGAACGUCCCGAAGAGUAUCGUGCAUUUGUCUGAGGACCCGAACGCCAAUUUUGACGAGAUCGCGCCCAAGCUGCCAGUGGAACAUCGUUGUAUGCACCCCUCCAAGAGCCUCCAGGAGAUGUACGGCUUCGUCGAGUCGGCCAAGGGCGACAAGGACAAUUUUACCAAAGAACACAUGCUGUGGCGAGGGUGUCGACUCCGGAAUACAACAUUUGUUGAGGGGAUCGUACUGUAUGCUGGUGGCGACACCAAGGUGAUGUUGAACAACGGGCGACCCAAGGCAAAACGCUCCCAAAUCGAGCUCCUCACAAACAAGUUCAUCCUCUUCUGCUUCCUGAUCUUGAUCGCCAUGUGCAUGGUCGGUUCGAUGGGAGCAGCCAUUAAUGCAGCAAAUGUCGACCACCAGAAUGUCACCUCGCCAUUUCAGGUGAUCCAGGACAAAAAGUGGUGGCUGGAUGGGUUGACCAGCAUCGGCACUUUCAUCAUCAACUAUCAGGUGAUGGUCCCCCUCUCACUCUACAUCACCGUCGAGCUGAUCAAGCUCGGGCUCGUAUUUCUGAUGCAACAAGAUGUGCAUUUGUAUUAUGAUGGAAAGCACCGCGCCCCGUCCUCCGGUCUCCACCCCACCGACGAGCUGCGACUGCGCGUCUUGUCGACAUGGCGAAUGGAUGAGCAUAUGCGGCAUUUCUUCACCAAUCUCGCCUUGUGCAACACCGUGGUUGUCAACAGACAGCAUAAGGAUAUGUUGGACGUUGGCCGAUACGAGGAUGGCGUCUACACCAUCGACAACUCGGCAUUCUAUACCGUGACCGAGGCCGAGUUCCAGGAGAAGCAGGAGAAAUUCAGGAUUCAUAAGGAGCGCGCGAUCCGGUUUCAUGAUGAGAGCGUACGAGCAAAAGCCGAAGCCGCGGCGGCCAGGACCGCGACUUCCGACUCCACACUGGAUGCCAUUACCUCAGGAGACGAGGAGGACGAGGUGGAUUCUGACGAGGAGAAGCCGGGCCAACGUCUCUCCAGGGUCUCCACCUUCUCCCACCGCAUCUCCACCGGCAUCAAGAACUUCUUGCCACGCAUCAGCAGCAUAAUCUCCACCCCGGGCUCGUCAAUCCGGAAGCGCAAGCACAAAAGGAAGGAGCCCAAGAAUAAGAAGAAAGAGAGCCGCUACGAAGCGGAAAGUCCAGAUGAGUUGGCGCUUGUUGAGGGCGCCGCUCAGUAUGGUUUUGUGCUUGAGGAGCGGGGAGCAACGCACGUGACGUUGCAGCUGCCGGACUCGAAGAAGCAGAGAGUUGAAGUACUCCGCAUCCUUCCCUUUGACGCCGACCGGAAACGCAUGUCAAUCAUCGUCAAAGGCCAAGCGGGACCGAUCCUGUAUACCAAGGGGGCCGAUACUGCAAUUCUGAGUAGACUAGCCAAGGAGCCGGAAGCGGACGCGGAAUCGGAUACAGAAAGUAUCGCCACCUCGGCCAUCGCCUCCUCCAGGAUCUCGGUGGAACGAGCCGGCGUCCUUCUUGGCCACUACGCCGGAAAGGGAUUACGUACCCUGGCGUACGGGAUGAAAAAGAUGACGUGGGAAGAGUAUCACCACUUUGCCGAGCAGUACGAGUUUCUCGAAACCCUGAACGCCGACGAUCGCGACAAGUUGAUGGCCGAGAAGGCCGACGAGCUCGAGUCAAACCUACAAUUUUUGGGGGUGACCGGUGUGGAGGACAAACUACAGGAGGGAGUCUCCGACACGAUCACCUCUCUUCGAGAGGCCGGCCUGCAGGUGUGGCUGCUGACCGGAGACAAGCUGGAGACCGCCGAAAACAUUGCUCGAGCGUGCGGCUUAUUCGAUUCACGAUACCCGGAAGUGUCUGUAUCUACACAGGAGGGAUUGGCCGAGAUUGUUGGAUUGGGCAGAUGCAACAUCAAGCUCGCCCCGGAAGCACUGAAAAUGCUAAAAGAUGGUGAUGAAAAGCUGCUGGAUAUCGUGAAGAGGAGUGCUUCUGUGCUUUGCUACCGAAUGACGCCGGCCGAGAAAAGCGAGGUGGUCGGAUGUGUGAAGCGGAAAUUCAAGGGGAGGGUGCUGGCGAUAGGCGACGGCGCCAACGACGUCCCGAUGAUUCAGGCGGCCCACGUCGGCGUUGGGGUCAGCGGAAACGAGGGAAUGCAGGCGGUGAUGGCGUCAGACUUUGCGAUCGCGCGCUUCCGCUUCCUCGAACGCUUGCUGCUGAUCCACGGCCACUGGAACUACGACCGAAUCGCGAAUACUUACCUUUAUUUUCUAUACAAAAACGCUCUGCUCGUGUUCAUCAUCUUCUUCUGCCAAUUCUACUCGCUUUUCUCCGGCGAGAGCCCUAUGGACCCAAUAUAUUCAAUGUUGUACUCAAUUAUAUUCACUAGCGUUCAACCGAUCAUCUACGGCAUCUACGACCAGUGCAACGAGGGAAAAUCUCUUAUUGAGCGGCCUUCUUCCUACAGAAAAACGAUGGAAGGACGCUGCUACUCGUGGAAACUCUUCUUCUUCAACAUUGGCGAUGCUUUAUACCAGGGCGCCGUUUGCUACUACAUUGCGCAUAACUGGGCCUACGGCGCGAACGUCGGCCUCUGGGAGUUCGGCUUCAUCCUGGCCACCUCCAUGUUUUUGUGCAACACGUUCCACUUGGCGUUAGAAGUGCGAUGUUGGACCUGGCCGAUUUGGUCGAUUUUCCUCUUCUUCACGGUCCUCCAUUUCGGCUUCUUCCUUGCCUACCAUGCGCUAUGCGGCCCGUGGAGUGGGCUUUAUGGGCCGCCGAUUCUCGUCUCGUUCCGCUCGAUGACGCAAGCCAGCUUCUACAUUGUCGAAUUGCUGACGGUCGUCACUGCUCUAAUACCCAGACUCAUCUACCGCGUCUACCUCAGCAAAAGAGAGGGCAAACUCGGCAGCGAGCUCACGUUUUGCGGAAUUAGCGUA
Messenger RNA from Mesorhabditis spiculigera, 3477 nucleotides. Lineage: Eukaryota; Metazoa; Nematoda; Chromadorea; Rhabditida; Rhabditidae. The record is from the annotation of a GenBank genome assembly.